Nematostella vectensis (starlet sea anemone) is the source of this 2779-nucleotide messenger RNA. RefSeq lists its product as uncharacterized. The record is from RefSeq and is a predicted model, not a curated record. Bases 543 to 1412 code for a protein of 289 amino acids. NCBI's taxonomy places the organism in Eukaryota, Metazoa, Cnidaria, Anthozoa, Actiniaria, Edwardsiidae. The transcript has a single exon.
GCCUCGUGUUCUUUGUUUUAAAAAUACGCCAUGUUGUACGUUGAUCAUUGAAGAGAAUAAACAGACAAAAGCAGAAAUACACUCAUAACGAUAUGAGUUUAACAGGUUAUCGGCCCAGCACGGACCCGAAAUGGAACAGAUUGACGUUCGAAAGAGACGAAAGUAAAUAUGAGUUGUGGGAGGCCAAAUGUUUUGGUUAUUUACGGAUGGUGAAAUUGAAAGAUACGAUCUUGCCAUCAACGGAUGAGCCUGACGCGACAAAGAACGAAGAAUGCUAUGCGGAACUUAUACAGUUCUUAGACGAUAAAAUCCUCUCACUCGUAAUGAGAGAAGCUACUGACGACGGCAGGAAAGUCUUAAAGAUACUACGGGAGUUUUAUGCAAGCCAAAGCGAGCCUCGUAUCAUAACACUGUACACUGAACUAACAUCACUCGAAAUGGGAGUAAACGAAACAGUAACCGAAUAUUUAAUUCGUGCUUAGAAGGCUAUCACUGCUCUCAGAAACGCAAAGGAAACACUCUGUGAUGGUUUGAUCAUCGCAAUGAUUCUGAAAGGGUUACCAGAAUCCUAUAAACCGCUAGCUAUACACAUCACUCAAAGUGCUGGGGAUAUAUCAUUCUCUACAUUCAAAGGUCAGCUGAGAAGCUAUGGAGAAACAGAGAAAUUUAGCAGUAAGGGGAAAGCAGACCAAGUAAUGAAGGCAGCGUCUCCAGCACCACGUACAUGCUAUGGUUGUCGUCAAACUUCACACUUCAUCAGGGACAGCCCAAAGAAAAGUGAAACAACAAAAUGGUGCAACUAUCACAAGAGUUCUACCCAUUCAGAUGGAGAAUGUAAGAGGCAACAACAGAAAAGAGACACCACAAAGAAAGUUUCUGUUAUGAAUGAUACAGAAAAUAAUGAGGAGAAACAUACCUUCACAUUUAAUAUGAAGGAUCACGGUAACAAUGUUCUCAACAACCCCAAGGACAUGCUAGUUGACACUGGGGCUAAAUCCCAUUUCGUUACCACUGAUACGAUCACAAGGAUCGAUGGAACAUUCAAACCAAGUAAACAUUGUAUGGAAUUAGCUGAUGGAACAAAGACCAGGAACAUCGCCGUAAAGCAAGGAGAUGCAAUGGUAACUUUUAGGGACGUGAAUGGCAGACAUGUAAAAGCUGUGCUGAAGGGAGCAUUGUACAUACCAUCGUACCCCCAAUACAUCUUCUCUGUGAAGCCUGCAACUGCAAAUGGGGCAGAAGUGAAGUUCCAAACUGGACAAAAUGAACUCAUCUAUGAGGAUGGUACUACAUUUAUUAUUGAGGAACAUAAUAAGUUGUACUAUUUGAACACUGUAGAACCACAUUAUGAUAAUAACUAUGAUAAGGUAAGCGUUUCACAUGACAUAUACACAUGGCAUGAAAUAAGGUAGUAGAGGGAAUGAGUAUGUCUGGAAAGAUAGAUAAGUCUAAGUUAACUUGCAACACCUGCAUCGAGGGGAAAUUUGUAAAUAACAGAAAUAGAAAGCCAGAUGCUAGGGCUACCAGACCCUAGAUUCACAAUGACCUGGCGGGCCCGACAUGACGAAAAAAACUGGAAAACGCGCAAUUCCAGAUAGAAAGAGAAGACACAAUUUCUUACAAUGGCUAUAGGUUUCAUGUAUUACGGACUGAUUUUCAAAACAUAAAUUACAUAACAUAAUGUCGGCGGGCCCUAUAAACCGAGUAUCGAGUCAUAGUUUUAGGUAUAGUAUCGCAUUCACGGAUGGUUAUCCUGGGGCAGUAUUUGUGUAUUUUCUCAAAGAGAAAUGUGAUUCAGUGCAAGCAGAGCAGAAAUUCUUAGCAGAUUUUGCCCCUUAUGGAGAAGUUAAAUGGAUGUUCAUACGGUCAGAUAAUAGAGGCGAGUUUAUUAGCGAUGAUUAUCAGGCACUUCUCCGAGAAAGAUCUAUUUAACAUGAAUUAUCAUGUCCCCAUUCCCCGCAUCAGAAUGGAACUGCUGAAAGGCAGUGGCGAACCCUGUUUGAGAUGGGCAGAUGUUUGCUCAUAGAGAAACAGGUGCCAAAGUUUUUGUGGCCAUAUGCAGUUCAAACUGCUGCACACAUUAGGAAUAGGUGUUAUAACAGAAGAACAGAGAACACACCUUAUUUCAUGCUAACAGGAAAGAAACCUGACCUUUCCAGAAUGGGAAUAUUCGUAUCAGAAUGUUACAUAUUCUGAUGAUGUCUUUAAAACAUCAUCAAAAUUGCAGUGAAAGGGGUAUUUGUAGGGUAUGUCAAAAACAGCCCGGCAUACCCGUGGCACCUAGUGUACCACCCAGAGAAGGGGAAGGUGUUGAAGCACAGGCUCAUUAAGUUCAUUACUAAGGAUUGCAUCGAGCAAGAAACUCAAACUGAAGGCCCCAUUCACAAUAAAAUGCUAGUGGGCAAUGUUCAUGAAGGGGUUGAAUCAGACCAAUAAAUCAACUCAGUCAACCGUAAUGGAGCCAUCAAAAGUCAUCCAAUGGUGGACAAAGUGGAUAGUAAAGCUAAUGGUACACCCAGUGAUAGUGAGCAGAUAGAUAAUCAGAAUCACACAGGUAUCCAGACAGAGAAAGAAACCCCCCUAAGUAUUUGGAUGAUUAUGUUACCAGUAUAAAUGAUAAUAAUGACAUAACUUAUUCAAGUAUUGACUAUUGUCUCAGAAUUUCAGGAGAACCACAAAGUUACUAUGAGGCUAUGGCCUCAACAAACGCUACAGAAUGGAACCAAGCCAUGGCUGAAGAAAUGGGGUCACUUCAGGAAAACUACACAUUUGAGCUAAC